Messenger RNA from Prorocentrum cordatum, 432 nucleotides. Lineage: Eukaryota; Dinophyceae; Prorocentrales; Prorocentraceae. The record is from the annotation of a GenBank genome assembly.
AUGCCACCUUCACGGUGGAGCUCGUGCUCCGGGCGCAGGAGAAGGGCACGGCUGGACAUUGGUAACUUUUCUGGCGCUUUCGACCUUUUCUUGGUCCUCGGUUCUUGGAUGGACCUCAUAGUUGCGCUCUAUGGUUUGACGCACCCGCUGCUCAAAGCGGCGUCCACUGUUGUGCGCCUGCUCCGAGUGGUGAGAAUCUUCCGCCUGCUGCGGCUGCUGCCAGAGUUGAGGAUGCUCGUCUCCGCAUUGUUGGCCACGUUCCGAUCAGCCAGCUGGGCGGUGCUGAUGAUUGCCCUCUUGACCUAUUGUGGUGCCCUGAUCUGCACUGACGCUUUUAUGGGCAGCGCGAACGAGGAAAUCAUGUUCUUGUUCGGCUCUGUUGGGAGCAGCAUGGUCACACACGCGAAGCUCGUAUCGAGUGGCAUGGCCUGA